GUUACUUAAUGCAAAAAAGCAGAAGUUGAAGGAAGUCUUAAAAGCGUGAGGACAAGUGAAUGAGAGACAUUCAGACCUAAUCAUGGAGAAGAAGGACACUCCUGUAACUGGAGGAGCUGUAAUACAGCACACAUUUCAACAGGGGGAGCAUCACUAUGACAUCAAGAAAGUCGUUAAAAAUAAAAUGACUAAUAGACGUAAAUCUUUUUUAAGCAAAGGAGACAAGCUUCUGAAGAUUAACGACAUGGACCUGCGUGAUUUGCCCCCAGAGCUGUUUGCAGAGUUGCUGGCCGAGAGCUCUCCUAGGCUGACGGUCUAUCAGCCCCACAAAGAUGCCCCUAAAGAGAAGUGUCCGGAGAAUUCCGGAGGGUUCCAGGCUUUCUCUAAGGAGGAUACGGUCUUGAGUUUCAGCCUAGACUUGAGCAGAGAGGCUGACCCAGACGAUGUGACAAAAGACGACUUUCACGAAGCAGCCAAGCCAGAAAGCCAGCUGGAUGAGCUGCUGCUGGUCACCAUGCUCAGCACCAGCUUCUCCGUCAUCACUGGACGUGGGUGUGACAAGGAAGGCCUCUGUCAGGAUACGUUUUGUACAGAGUGCAACCUAAACGAUGUGAUUAUGGAGGCAAAGUCGAGCAAUAUCACCCAGGUACUCAGAGAAUUAAAGUUUAUCCAAGAGAAAGUUCAGGACAACAUCUUCAUCCAGAGUUUAAUGUACGAGAAGUACAUCCAGAACAGACAGAGGUUUGCACGCAUGUCUAGUAACUGCAUGACAAACUCAGUAAAUAUCACCAUCUAUUUCUACAAAACUACCUGCAUCGAAGGGGAAUACAAAGGAAUUCCUGUUGUCCUGAAUUUCUCUGGCACAGACUGUUUUUUGAAAUGCAGCAAAACUGGUGACAAGCCGACUAUCAGCAUUGAGAGCUGCGAAAAAAAAAAAUUGAAGGACGUCCAUGAGGGCGAUAAGGAUAUUGUGGGAUUUCUCUUUUACAUGAAAGCAGUCCAGCCAGACAUGCGGCGUUUCGAGUCCGUCGGCUGCUCAGGCUGGUACCUGCAUGCAAAGAAGGAGGAAGUGGAGGUGGAGCACUUCGUCAUGGCGGAUGAGGCCUUCUACUUUUUCAUUGAGGGGAAGUAGAAAUCGUUAGAUGCCUUAAACAUGAAUCCGUGCGUGACAUGAAAUUAUUUGACACACCAUUUUGUGCACUGCUAAAAACAGCAUGUGCUUCUUAUAUCAAGAGGUAGUGUGUUUAUCGCAAAAAAAAACACUUUUUAGGCUAUCAGCCUUUUAUAAAUGCAUUUCUGACAGAGCAGAAGAAGAAAGUCUAUGAAUCUGGCUUUGGACUGUUAUUGUUUUAAACACCUUACGUAACUGGGGUGAAUUUUACCGUUCUACCGUUGUACUGGGCUGACUGUGUUGUCUAAAGCUGGAGUGUCUCAGACUGUAAGGAAAGUCAGAAGUAACAUUUCAGUAUCUAGUCUUUUGGAUGAGUAUUCGCAUAUUAUGUCAGAUGCUAAAUCAUUUACCAUGUUUUACAUCUUUUGUAUGUGCUUUUAGGUAAAAUAAUGCGCAAUUAAAUUAUUUUAAUUCAA
Messenger RNA from Paramormyrops kingsleyae, 1587 nucleotides. RefSeq lists its product as uncharacterized. Gene Ontology annotation, biological process: cytokine-mediated signaling pathway; cellular response to lipopolysaccharide; macrophage chemotaxis. Gene Ontology annotation, molecular function: cytokine activity. The record is from RefSeq and is a predicted model, not a curated record. Lineage: Eukaryota; Metazoa; Chordata; Actinopteri; Osteoglossiformes; Mormyridae.